Magallana angulata is the source of this 2885-nucleotide messenger RNA. RefSeq lists its product as uncharacterized. Bases 314 to 2641 code for a protein of 775 amino acids. Gene Ontology annotation, molecular function: protein binding. Lineage: Eukaryota; Metazoa; Mollusca; Bivalvia; Ostreida; Ostreidae. The record is from RefSeq and is a predicted model, not a curated record. The transcript is spliced from 4 exons.
UUUAAAUCUAUCUGUGGCACUUUGUUCGAGGAUUGCCGAAGAGACUUGCUUGAAGACUUUUGAAUGGAUUUGUGUACUCUGAAAUUUAAAACUUCAAAUUCGUCGCUAUCAUGCAGCGAAAGACAGAAAAAGUAAAACUGAUUACUUGUGGUAGUAACGCAAGGAUAUUGGAGAAGUGCUUUAUUACUGAGAAGGUUUAUAAUGAUGUGAAUUGUAUCGGAUUUUACAAACCUAUUUGGAUGUGAAAUAUACUGGUUACCAGUCAAUUAACAUCAAAUGCACAAGGCAGCCAAAAGAACUUACUAGGAUAAACAUGGCGUUAACGGAUUUAAGAAGUCCGGACGGAACUUUUACGCUGUUCGUUGUCUUACCAACAGAGGAAGUAUGUACCCUACGCCGCCUUCCCUCGGGAAUUUACGUUAACGAAGUGAAAGGAAAACUGGAGGUGGCCGCGGGCUUGCCCUCCUAUAUAUACCGGCUAACUUACCCGGACGGGGAGUGUCUCAGUGACAAGGAGCGGUUACUCAUCCAGGAGAACGUCAGAGAUGGCUAUCUCCUGCGUGUCCAGAUCAUGGAGUCUUGGGAGGAACUGUACCAAGCGGUGAUACAGAACAACACGGAGUACGUGUAUCACAGUGGCGGGGUUCAUAUGAAGGGGAGCGUCGUUGUUGGACAGACUGACGAGAAAAUAGAACAAAUGGUCCAAGAACGAUCAACGGCGGCCUUGUUCGUAGCCUCCUUUACUGGCCUAAUGAAAAUGUGCAAUUUACUUACAUCGAUAGGUGUAAAUGUGAAUGGACGUACACAUUUUGGAAGAACAGCGCUGCACGCUGCCGUCUGUAAAGAUCGCAUUCAUAUUGUGAACAUGCUGUUAGAUGCAGGAGCAAGUGUUCAUAUCAAAGAUGUGUACUCAAAAAGUCCCGUGGAUUUGGCAAAAUCCCUACAAUCUUUUCAAAGCGAAAAGAGGCUGCGAUUAAUGCAGCUAAAUCUACGAGGCCAAAAGGAUACAGACUCCUUCGGCAAACAAAGAGUGUUUAGCACUUCACAUUUACACGAUCCUAAUAAAUUUGAUUCUAAAAAGAACUAUAAACCUAAGGCGACAUCUGCUGGGGGUAAUUCGCGAUCAAUCAAUGCUACAACGUCAUCAUACAGGCAGGAGACACCACAUAAGUUACUGUCAGCUCGCACGGAUAAAAACAACAAUGUGAUCAAAUCAAACGUGGAAAGUUUUUGGGUGAUAUCGCAAACCAGCCCGAUCUCGAGAGAACUGGAUUCUGCUUUGGAGAAAAAAUAUCGAAACUUUCUAGAAAACAAUGACAAACUCAUUCAAAGUAAGCAAUAUCCUUCUCAUUCAAGUAAAGCCCGUAUUAUUAAGUUCAGGAAGGAUUCGUCAGAGAUUGUUGUUGCGAAAUCUUCUGUUGAAGAACAUAAAUCGGAAGUGGUCAAAUCCGUUGACAAUAUGGACAAUGAUUCAAUUAAAACGCAAUUAAAUCCCGCAGAAAAACUAAAUGGACAUACAGGUAACAAUAAAGACGACAGUCCUGCAGUUUCUCCAAAGGAGCAAGAUGAACAUAAUCGUCCUACCAGUAGGAAAAGCAGUUUGAAAUCUAAAGGCCCAUGUUCACCUAAAAAUGUUCGCUUUUCUGCCAAAGCAAGAUCUGUGAAGAACCUUAUGAAACCAGAAACAAUGGAGUCGUUUAAGGAAUUCAAAAGAAGGAUAUCUUUAGCUGCGAAUCGGUCGGACAGUGCUCAUUCCUCCUCAUCAAGAAACUCAGGGAUUUCACACGAAAGUUGGUUACGCAAAAAGCAAGCAGAAGAGCGGCGGAGAACAAAAUCAGAGUCAUCGGAUUCGAGCAAUAGCGAUGCUGAUGAAGACUCUGAUGCCUUCAAGGAAUGGGUUCAGAAGAAGAAGGAAGCUCAUUAUGGUCCUCCAAGACAGAUAACUCGUCCUAUUCAUGGUUUGAUUCAGCUAGGGUCAACUGACAUUGGAGAUGGAAGUAAUCCAGAUCCCAUCCACAAUAUGAAAUCUUACAACAGUUGGAUAAGUCGACGACAAAAGUCCAAGAAAAUCCCAAAUGUUGAAAGGUUAAGAACUUUGCAAGACUUUAUGGCACAGAAGAAAAAACUUGAAGAGAAACGUCAGCAAUUACUAAUGACGGCCAUUACGUACGAAGAAUGGAUGGAUUACCAUGAUGAAAAGAAAUAUUUAAUCCAAAAAAUACUUCGUGCUGAUUUCGAACAGCUACAGGCCAUUGAAAAGGAGGAGUUUGUAAAAAGAGCUCCUCGCCAGAUAUCACAUGAUGAUUGGGUUGAAAAGGCUAAGAAACGAAAGGAAGAGGAGCUAGUUAGACAAGAAAAGCAACGAAAGUUUUUGGAAGAAGAGGACCGGUACAAAAAAGUCAACGGGAAAAGUAGCGCCGCCAUUCCACAUUCUGAGUGGUUGCGAUUGAAAAGAACGGCUCAACCACAGCCUCGAUAUCCGGUGUCACCUAGACCGGACUCUUUGUGUGGAUCUGCGCAGACGCGAAAAGAAGCUGAAGAGGCGUACGUAAAAUGGUCGUCUGCAAGACGAGAUGAGAAUUCCAAAUCUACUUUACCCAUUGGACAGAAGCACUCCACACAUUUGAUAAGUGUGAAAUAGACAUUCUGUGAUAUUUUUGAAAUGCAAACUUCCUUUUGUAAUAUAUACAUACAGUUGCUUUAAUACUUGUAAACAUGAAUGUGUUAAACUGAAAGUGUUAAUUUUAUUCAUGAUAAAUUAAAUGCUUUUGUUUUAUCAAUAUGUGCUAUUCCAAUUCACGUAUUAUUUUUUUUUUCAAAUAAGAUUACAAUAAAAUAUUAUUUAUUUGUAUGCAUUUUAAAUGAAAUUAAACUAAAACAAAAUU